Molecule: messenger RNA, 2330 nt
Organism: Ectocarpus sp. CCAP 1310/34
Lineage: Eukaryota; Phaeophyceae; Ectocarpales; Ectocarpaceae
Source: the annotation of a GenBank genome assembly
AUGAGAAGCAAAGAGCGAGCGGCAGACAUCGGCAAGGCGGAGAGACGCGUGCUUCAGCCAGAAAUGGCACACAGGAUGGAUCGGAUGAACGCUGUCAAGAGGGCGGAAUUUGAGAAGCAGGUGCAACAGGUUGUGGAAAAUAUUGUCUAUACCGCGAAGCGGCGCUACGUUCGGCGACAGGAGAAGUUGGAUGAUGCAGGAAUCUUCCACCCUGAGGCAAACGCGCACAGGGUACACACGCAGUUCUGGGCGGACCUCAACAACAACGUCAACAUCACAAAGAUCGAGAACGAGGUAUGGGCGAGAAUGGCGGCGGAUGCGGAGCGUGGUGGCAGCCCGCCCCAAGGAAGCCCACACAACACGACCUCUACACUUGGUCGGCGCACGCCCGCGAUAGUCGCAACGUCGGGAAGCAGGACAACGGUGGCCGUGAACGACUCUGAGAGCGCGAGACCCUCUUCAAAAGACAGCUCCCGUCAAGGCGCAGUGGGUGGCUCGUCGAAGGCGGUGGCUUGGUCAGACGACGAUGCAGCCAAGGAUGCGUGCCCUCCAACCAGCAAUGACGCGGCGCUAUCAGCACCCUCGUCAGAAACCUUUGCCGGCAUCCUUGGGUACGACGAACUCGGCCACGUUCCCACGCUGGACGAGUUUCGAUCUGAGUGGCCGAAACUGAAAUCCCGCGGGGACUUGACGUCACUAGCUUGCUCGGGGGAGAACAACAGACCCCGGGGCACUUCCAGAUGGGAGGACCACGCCAACGGACGGAGGCAGCAGCAGCAGCAGCAGUGUUCGGGAAGCGUCGUGAAUGAGCUUUCGAAGAGGGACGAGGUCUUCCGGCACUUCAAGAAGUACUACGACAAGGCCGACCACCUGGAAGGGAGGCCCGGCGACGCGCUGUUCCCAGCCGGGGUCUGCCCGACAGGCGUUCUUCAGCCCGACUUCGAGGUCGUCGAAGCCGUGGGGCGACACACCGCCCAGGCGCAGGAGUCGCGGUGCCGCAGCCGCAUCGGAGAGGGCGUGCUGUGCCAACCCGGAGGUGGCUCCGAUGUGACUCGGAAGAGGUUGGGUGGGAGCGAUCGGACACAACGGCGCUCGAGGGAAGGAACUGGGGAUCUCGGCGACGGCGUUGGUCACUCAUCUGCAUCCGGUGGUGACGGUUUCACGAACGUGUUCCGAGAGUCAAUGCUAGGAGGUGAUGGUCGGAACGAAACGCCCCCCGAAGGGAGUGGGACUGUUUCUUUCCCCCAUUCGAAGCGGUACGCGAACCGUGCGUCCACAGGUUCCCGGCGAGGAAAUGGAGACACUAGCAGCAGCGCCAAAGGCACCUCGAGCGGGACUACCGGACCAACCCACGACGGGAAAAGAGUAAGGGGUAUACGCCCCGGUGGCUCUGUGUGGGGUGUUGACAGCGUACGCGCCAAAGCCUCCUCCGAGGGAAGCUCUACAUCCGCAGAACUGCAAGCAAGACUGGAGGCGUCGUGGAGAGCAUUGCACGUGCCUGCCCGGCUGAAGCUCGACUUCCUGCAAAAGUACUGCACCGUCCAGAGGAUUUUGGACCUCCCGAAAACGGCGUUCUUUCUCGAGACGGCCAGCAAGGCUGUCCCGCUGAGAGAAAAGGUAGGGGGCCAAGCCCUUUGCUCUCUCCAAGAUCUCAUGCCUGAAGAGUGGAAAACUAAGUAUCAUCUAACGAGUUUUUGUCCUCCUUUUCGAUCGAAGGUGAUCGACUACGUACGUCGAAUUGAAGACGACGGAGAGUCGAUGACCGCAUCGUCGGUGUUCUCCCCCACCGAAGAAGGCGUGCUCUACGAGCUGAACUGCUGGGAACAAUUCGACGCGAUUGAUGAGCGCGUUCUCCGAGACGACUCGAGCAGCAACGAUAGGGACGACGACUUUGACGCAGAUUCUGAUGGCGGUGGUGAAGGCAAGGGAAGCGAUGCCGACAACGAUGCCGGGGACGGGGAGCGGGACGAGGAAUUUACGGAGGAGGCCAGAAGACAGGCACAGCGUAGGAGAAGGCUAGAAAAGGAGGCGCGUCGGAAGGCGGCGGAGUCUUUGCUGGCGUGGCUGACGUCCAUCGAGUCGAAACUGGCGCACAAGUGCGCGGAGGUCUGCGACACUGCUUGGUACGACUUGGGUGAGACGAUCACGUACAAGGGGCGGCCGGUCGCGUACACGAUACCUACAGCAGUAAUGGAGGCUGCAAUAAAGAGGCGAGAAGAUGGAGAGGACAGGACCAAGCACGGCAGAAGAGCCCGAUAGGCCCGAAUCAUGCUGUUGUUGACCGGGUGCGGGGCUCGAGCUUCUGGAAUGGACUUAGAAAUGGUAGAUCU